Procambarus clarkii (red swamp crayfish) is the source of this 2689-nucleotide messenger RNA. Its product is annotated as DBH-like monooxygenase protein 1 homolog. Gene Ontology annotation, biological process: dopamine catabolic process; norepinephrine biosynthetic process; octopamine biosynthetic process. Gene Ontology annotation, molecular function: dopamine beta-monooxygenase activity; copper ion binding. Lineage: Eukaryota; Metazoa; Arthropoda; Malacostraca; Decapoda; Cambaridae. Gene Ontology annotation, cellular component: secretory granule membrane. The record is from RefSeq and is a predicted model, not a curated record.
UUAAAAUCGAGAAAAUGUAGUUUUUGAAGACACGAUAUGUUAGAAAUUUGUGACUGCGCCUGGGGUUCGUCUUCUACAUUCACAGUCGAUUAAGGCGCGUCUCUGAUCCUCUCGGACGUAGGUUCGAAUCUUCAUCACGACCCUUGUGAAUUUGUUCAUUUGAUGCAUCACGCUAUUGUGUUUUCCGUAUAUAGCGGUGAUCAAUCACUGGAAGAGAAAAUGGAAUUGUUGUCCUUCCAGCAUGGGUAGUUGGAGGUGGACAGUGUGGGUGGUUAUGGCGGCGUGUUGUGGUGCGACUCUCGGCGUGUGGGUGGACGAGGAGCUCAAGCUUCCCCACUUAGAGCACAGGGCUCUCUUGGACCAGGACGGCGCCUACGUAAUGCUGUGGACGCCCAGAGAGAAGGAUGUCGUAUUCGAAGUUCAGGUGGCGACGCGUGGGUACGUUGGCUUGGGGUUCUCUCCCAGCGGAGGCAUGCAGGGAGCAGACAUCAUCCUGGGCUGGAUCUGUGACAAAGGCCAUGUCUUCCUCUACGAUCUUCACGGAGAAGGUAACUGGCAUCCUGUCCUCGACGACUCGCAGGACCUGAAGAUUCUUGGAGGAUACCAGAACGACACCCACACCGUCCUGAGGUUCUCCAGGCUCUGGGACACCUGCGACGACUGGCACGACUUCCAUAUCACUAGCGACACCACUCGCAUCAUCUGGGCAUACGGGCGCGAGGACCCACCUGACGUAGGGAGAGUGGCGAUGCAUGGACACAGAGGGACCAAGAGCUUGUACCUGCAGGAGCCAAGGUUCUCUCUCCCGGACUUCGGCGACGAUGUCUCCGUCUGGAAUUUACACGCAAGUAAUGUGAGUCUGCCAGACGACUCUGACACGUUGUACUGGUGUAAGCUCUUCAAAGUACCUCCCUUGCGGCGCAAGACUCACGUUAUUGGGUUCGAGCCAGUGAUUGAAGCCAGGAACCUGGAACACGUCCACCACAUGCUUAUCUUCGAGUGCACCCUGGAGGAUGCCGCCAGGCAUUACGAGAAGUGGCUGCAGGUGAAAGGAGCUCAGUGUUACACCCGCAAUAUGCCCCUCUCUUGGUUUCACUGUACUGUACCGGUUGUAGCCUGGGCUGUUGGAUCUGAGGGAGAGAUGUGGCCUGAUCACGUGGGCUACCCACUUGGGGAGGAACAUGGAGGAACGAAUUAUUUUAUGAUGGAGAUCCAUUACGACAACCCCAAACUUAAGAAAGGCGUAGUGGACGGGUCUGGCAUUCGACUCUACCACACGGAGAAGCUGCGUCAGUAUGAUUCUGGUGUCUUCUCGGUGGGUCAUAGCGUCUCUUCCAGCCAUAUCAUCCCUCCUGGACAAAACUGGAAAACAAUUGGCCACUGCUUCAGUGAAUGUACCAGACAGAGUGUGCCUGAAGGAGGGUUGAAGGUGUUCCAAGGGGUCCUGCACGCUCAUCUCCUGGGUAGAGACAUCACCCUCAGACAAAUCCGCAACGGACGGGAACUCCCAGUCAAUUUUAAGGAUAUGUUUUAUGACUUCAACUACCAGCAGAGCAGAGUACUCAAACACGAGAUGACGAUCCUCAAGGGAGACUCAUUUAUCAUAGAAUGUGGCUACGACUCUACCAAGACUACCGUUCCAACUUUUGGUGGGUUAAACACCCGGGAGGAAAUGUGCCUGGUGUUUCUCUUCUACUACCCCAAGGCCGCCUUUGACGAAUGCAAGUCGGCACCCGAGUAUGUAAAUCUCCUGAGGACUCUUGGCGUCAGUGAAGUAUAUGAAAACAGGAAGUUGCUAGACAUUAACAGAAAGCUAAAAAUUGACGAAGAGAGAGAGAAAAAAGAGGCUGCGAAGAUGAUUGAAGGCUUCACCUCCCCGCAUGAACCACUCACGAUGUCCCACCAGUACCAAGCCAUCAUAGCCAAAGAACCUGCUGCGGUUCGCAACAUGUCCGUGUAUGACAUCCUUCACAGCAAUGCCACCUGGCAAAAUGCCACACUCCUGAAGUCGCUUCAGCAGCAAGUGAUAUACGGACCACAUGAAAUGAGAUGCAUCACGAUACUUGGAAGGGACAAAUAUGUUUCUGAAGUUCAAAGCUACCCAGAGUUCUUGGCCAUUCAGCCCUUGAAGCCGGAGUGUGCGGUCAAGGGAAGAUCUCGGCCCACAGAGAAGGAGCAGGCUCGGCGACCUGGCCCAGACUCAGAGGCUUAUACUGUGGAGCCUGAACCCUUCUGGACGCAGACCAACUACCAGAAACCCCAUGGAAAGAAGCCAGUGGCGCCAUCUUCAGGAUCAACAUCAGGUGGACAACAGGACAGUGUUGCAGGCCCGGCUUUCCUGUAUGUGUCACUGAUCCUGACCUGCCUCUUCUACACCCACCAUUAAGUUCUCGACACUGAUAUGUGUUGAGAACAACACUUGCCGAAAGUGUAGUGCAUCAAAAUGUUCUCCACACGUUCAGAAGAUGGUCAUAAUGGUUUAUUGUAGUGCAUAAAUAGGCUUCGUCACGUUGUAAUAGUUUUUUUAAGUUUCUUUUUAAUCAACUGCUAAUACCAGGAGAGUUCUGAUCGCAAAAUCCAUGAUUAUUCAUUUUUAUUGUUCACAGAAAAACUAACAAAUUACAAAAAUUCUCAUGAUUAAGUUUUAAGUAAAUAAUGCACAUUGUUGCAAUUAAAAAAUUUCUAAGAG